Molecule: messenger RNA, 1493 nt
Organism: Sinocyclocheilus rhinocerous
Lineage: Eukaryota; Metazoa; Chordata; Actinopteri; Cypriniformes; Cyprinidae
Gene: ca10a
Product: carbonic anhydrase Xa
Exons: 7
Biological process (GO): one-carbon metabolic process
Molecular function (GO): zinc ion binding; carbonate dehydratase activity
Source: RefSeq, a predicted model, not a curated record
CAUUUGAUGAAUGUAUUGCAAAUCAUCAUUGUGUACUUUCUCCUGUUGCAGUGCCAUCGUUCUGGGGGCUUGUAAAUUCUGCAUGGAAUCUGUGUUCUGUGGGGAAGAGACAGUCUCCAGUCAUCAUUGAGACGAGCCAUAUGAUAUUUGAUCCCUUCUUGACACCACUGAGGCUCAACACUGGCGGACGAAAGGUUGGAGGGACGAUGUACAACACCGGCCGCCAUGUCUCACUCCGAUUGGACAAAGAGCACCUGGUGAACAUCUCCGGUGGACCGAUGACGUACAGCCAUCGUCUUGAGGAGAUCAGGUUACACUUUGGAAGUGAGGAUGGACAGGGCUCUGAGCAUCUCCUCAACGGCCAGGCCUUCUCUGGGGAGGUGCAGCUUAUACAUUACAACCAUGAACUGUACACAAACUACACAGAAGCUGCUAAGAGUCCAAAUGGCUUGGUGAUAGUGUCAAUAUUUAUGAAGAUAUCCGAGACUUCAAAUUCAUUUCUGAAUCGGAUGUUGAACAGAGACACCAUCACAAGAAUAACAUAUAAGAAUGAUGCAUACCUGCUCUCUGGGCUAAACAUUGAGGAGGUUUAUCCAGAGACGGCAAGUUUUAUCACUUACGAAGGGUCUAUGACAAUCCCACCGUGCUACGAGACCGCAACGUGGAUUCUGAUGAACAAGCCAAUUUACGUCACAAGGAUGCAGAUGCACUCCAUGCGACUGCUAAGUCAGAACCAGCCCUCGCAGAUAUUCCUCAGCAUGAGUGACAAUGUGCGCCCAGUACAGCCUCUGAACAACCGCUGUAUCCGCACCAACAUCAACUUCAGCAUGCAGGGCAAGGACUGCCCCAACAACAGGGCACAGAAGUUGCAAUACCGAGUGAACGAAUGGCUGCUGAAAUAGAGCCAGGAUGUGGACCAACCCAAGAACACUAACAUGAAAAAGAAUGAAGAGGAAGGCUCGUGGAUCAGUACAGAAUGAAGACUGACAUAUGUCCUGCCAGAUAAAAUCAUGACGUUGUAAAGAAAAAAACAAACCCCAGCAAGAAGAGACUUUGCACUCUUGGCAAAGUAAUCCAAUUUCAUACAUCCAAUCAAAACUAGUGACAUACAGUUAUAACUACACAAAUGUUUUGAUACCUUUUUUGGGGGGGAAAAAAAUACUACAAAAAUAUAACAUUUAUUCCAUAGGCUCUUCACAAAUGGAACUGAAUGUUUUUAGCCUUUGUACAUAAGGACAACUUGCUACCAAUCUGGGAAAAAGGGACAGGACAUUGAACCACCCUACCAGUACAGAAACAUCCUUGAAACAUAACUGCAUUCUCAAUCUUUAUUCUCGCUCGCGCUGUGGAGAGGAGGGAGAGGCAGCCUUGCAGGUUUAUUGUCAAGACAAAAACCAUCAUAAAGACGACUAUGAUGUGAUGUUGUCUGUGGGGGGAAAAAAGUGUCUUGGCCUUGUAAAUAUAAUUAUUCAUGCUGAAAAUGAGUAUAUAAA